AUGUUAAAUUUUUCUGUAUUUUACUUUUUUAUGGUCUUAUGUAUUUUAAAAUAUAAUUAUGCUUUUAAGAAUAAGAAAAACAUAUUUUUAUUUUUGAAUAAAUCUAUUAAAAAUAAGCCUAUAAUUAGAAAAUAUAAGUGUAGGAGAUAUUUAAAUAAAACGAAUGAUAUUAAAAACAUCAAUAUAGGAGAAUUAAAAAUAGGAAAAAUAUAUGAUAUUAUAAGUAAUGAUAUAUAUAUUCAGUUAAAAGAUAGUAAUCAUCAUGUUAUUAUAAAAAGAGAAAAUAAUUAUUUAUUGGAAAACGAACUUUUAUAUGAAUAUUUGUUUAAUUCUAAUUUAAUUGAUAAUAUUUUAUAUAAUAAAUUGAUGAAAAAAAUUACAAAAAAAAAUGAGGAGAAAAAUGAAAUAAAUGAAUGUGUAGUUUUAAUUAAAGAAAUAAAUGAAAAAAAUGAAAUAAUUGGUGAGCUAUAUACUAAUGAAAUAAGUAAAAGAAAAGAGAAAAUUUAUGAUAAAUUGAAUGAGAUAAAAAAUUUAGAAAAAAAAAUUUUCAUAAAAAUUCUAAAAAAUGUAAGAAAUAAAUAUUUUACAGUUCUUAUACAUGAUUGUAUAAAAGGUUUUUUGUUAUAUGAUGAAGAAGAAGAUAUGUUUGAUUCGAUAUUUUCUCAGAAGUUAAGUGCAUACAUAAUUGAUGUAAAUAAAAAGCUUGAAUAUGUUUUUUUAUCAAUGAAAAAAUUAUCUCAAAACACUUUAAAUGACAAGUUAUUGAAUUUCCAACAUACUAUUAUAUUAGAAAACCUAUUUGAGAAUAAUUAUUUUAAAGCAGAAAUUUCUGAUUUUUGCAAUGAUGGGAAUAAUGUAAUAGUAAAAAUAUUUGAUAAUAAAAUAAAUUCGAUAAAAGUAAAGAUAAAAUCACAUAAUAUAAUCAACACAAGAAAUAUUUUGAGGAAUUUUGAUUAUAUGAAAAAUAAAGUUAUAGAUAAUCAAUUUAAUAAAUAUAAUGAAAAUACAGAGGAUUCAUAUGAUGACGAUAAGAUUAACAUGAAAAAGGAAGAUUUCGAUGAAAAAAAUAUUAAUAAAAGAAAUAAAGUUGUUUCAAAAAAAGAUUAUAAUGAAAAACUUAAAAAAUUUAAAGAAGAUUUCUAUGGUUGUAAAAAUCCAGAUGCAUUAAAAUAUAUAGAUAUGGAUAAUUAUAUUUAUAAAAAAGAAAAAUUACUUUAUGUUAGAAUUAUAAAUAAAACAUCAGAUAAAAACAUGUAUGAAGGAAGUAUGGUAAAUUCAGAUAUCAUAAAUCAACACAUAUAUGAUAUUAUAAAAAAUAUAGCUAACGAUGAAAAUAAAGUUUCUUAUUAUGAUGAAAAAUUAAGAUAUCCAUCUAAAGUUCUAGGAUUUUUUAAUAAGUUUGUUAUACUAUCUACAAGAAUAUUGAACACUGAUAGCAAUAAAGAAGGAAAUAAUAAUAGUAAUAUCGAUGAAAAUACUAAAAUUUAUAGUAAUAGUAACAAUAAUAAACAUAUCAAAGAUGUAAUCACACUGAUAGAGAAGCGUUAUAUAGAUUAUGAGAAUUUAAAGGAAGGAGAUAUUUUUUUUUGUAGAUUUGAAAGCGUAAAAAGACAAAGUAUUCGUAAUGUACUUAAUUUAUCAAAUAGUACUAUAAAUAAGAUAUACAAUCUAUAUUUUAAAAAAGAAAAAAACACAAGUGUUUUGAAAAGAAAUAUAGAAGAAAAUAUAAAUGAUAAAAGGGAUAAUUCAGAAGAAAAUAAAAUGAAUGAAAAUAAAGAAAAUAGUCAUGGAACUAUAGAAAAAAAAAAAUCAUUAGAUCAAUUAAAAUUUGAAAAAAUAUUUUUUGAAAAGCAUAAUAUUUACGUAAUGAGAGCAGAAUUACAUAAGGAUACGGAGUAUCGGUUAAACAAAAAUAAUAUAGAUAAAAAUUUUAAGUCAUUAAAAAAUAUAUGUGAUAAUUAUUAUUCUGGUUUUAACAAAUUAUAUAAUCAUUACUCAAGCAUACGUGAAGAAUUUAUAUUAACAUAUUUAGGAAAAGAAAAUUACAAAUUGUAUAGAAAAAUUGUAUCUGAUUAUUUCUCUUCUAAUAAGCAUUCAUAUAAAGAAUUUCUACAAGUACCUUGUGAAGAAUUAGCAUCAACAAUUUUUGAUUUCAUUUUUGAAAAUUCAAAUGAAUUAACUGUAGAAAUGGUAAAAAAUUAUAAUGAAGAAUUAUUGGGAAAAGUAAAACAACUUAAUAUUUUUGAAUUAAAAUAUUUAUUAAAUGAUCUUAUUAAGUUGAAAAAUAAAUUAUAUAUAUAUCCUUAUACUUAUAAAACAAAAACAGGAAGAAUGAAUUUACUUUUAAAUAAUCAGAAACCAAUAAAAAGAGAACACAUAAUAAAUUUAAAUAUAGAUAAUAAAAUAAAAGAGGAAUUAUUAAAAAAAUAUAUGAAUAUUAUUUAUCCUAUUGAUUAUAUAAGGAAAUUGAUUUUAAUAAAAAAAAAUUCUAAAAAUAAAGAAAAUGAAAAAAUGCCAAUUAUUUAUAUAUUAGCAGAAGAAACUAUAAGAAUUUACGAAAAUUCUGCAAAAGAUGUAGAACCUUUUAGUGAUGAACAAAUAAAAAAUUUGAAGUCAUAUGUUUUGAAGAAAAAAAAAAAUAUCAUUUUAGAUAUCCAUAAUAAUGAAGAGGAAAAUUUAAAUAGCGCUUUAUUUGAUUCAGAAAAUAGUCAAAUUAGAAAAAUUCUUUAUAUGAUAAAGGAAGACUUAGAUAAACAGAAAAAGAAAAAUAAGAUAGAUGAAGUUGAUAAAGAAUACGAAGAAGAACAAAAAAACUAUAUAGAUGCAACUGAAAUUCAUAAAAAUAUACCUGAAUUAGAAGAAAUGAAUAAAUUAACAGAAGAUAUGUUUUAUAUGAAGAUCCCUUUUGUUGAAUAA
Molecule: messenger RNA, 2916 nt
Organism: Plasmodium gallinaceum
Lineage: Eukaryota; Apicomplexa; Aconoidasida; Haemosporida; Plasmodiidae
Product: conserved Plasmodium protein, unknown function
Exons: 2
Coding region: 1-2916 (971 amino acids)
Source: RefSeq, a predicted model, not a curated record